This is a messenger RNA of Monascus purpureus, 243 nucleotides long. NCBI's taxonomy places the organism in Eukaryota, Fungi, Ascomycota, Eurotiomycetes, Eurotiales, Aspergillaceae. The record is from the annotation of a GenBank genome assembly.
AUGGAUAAUGGCGCGUCAUCUGAGGGCAAAGACCCAUCUGCCUUUCUGAGUGAAAUCAUUGGAGCACCGGUUACUGUCAGACUAAAUUCAGGUGUCGUCUACAAAGGAGAGCUCCAGUCAGUAGAUGGCUACAUGAACAUCGCGUUGGAAAAGACCAAUGAAUAUGUGAAUGGGAGAUUGAGGAGGAACUAUGGAGAUGCGUUUGUCCGAGGAAACAACGUGCUCUACAUAUCCGCAGAUUGA